AUUACACAGAGGUUAUUAUUUAAUUAAACUUAUGUAUUAGUUGACUUAUCCUAUACCUUUGAUAUAAAUUGAGAAUAAAACGAAAUGGUAAGUCCAUAUGUUAGUUAAAAAUAUUUAAUUAAUAUAUAUAUAUUUAAAAUUAAUAUCAAAUUAUGGAACAUAUAUUUUCUUAUUUUUCCUUUUAUAAAUGUAGAUAUAGUUUGUACAAAUGAGCAUCCUCCCCCGACCUCAACACACACACAGCAUUGCAACACCACAUCGAUUCAAACAUACAUCACUAACACGCAACUUUCACCACAGUACGCUUACAACCCACAUUCUACACUACUCGUGAGAGCGCUACACACCGACAUCUACACGCAUCAGCGCACAUCUACACCAACACCAUCCGAUUCAGCACCAACGGGAACCAGGAAGGACCGAUAAACAGAUCGACUCUUUCAGUUCGUUUGCGACCUCAUCAGCGAUCGGUUCGACAUAAAUAAAAAUAAAAACACAAAACCCAAUCAAGAAUAAUUUACAUAUAGUAUGUACAAUGUACAUUGUACAUAUAAACCGUGAGAAACUGCUGUGAAAAGAACAUACAUAUAUAAAUGUGAAUAUCUAUUUAAUUUUAAAAAAGUGCAGUAAAAUAGUGCGGUAAACAAAACAAAGCAAAUGCUCAGUAAAACAAUAAAUUCACAUAAAACAAAAGAAAAAAAUUCCCGCAACAAAAACAAAGGUGCAGUGAACUGCCGAAAUAUAUAAACAGUGGUGGUCUUAUAAAUAGAAACGAUUGUGCUGCAUAAAGUUUUCUUAAUUUAUUUUAAAAAUUACAUUGCCACAUUAAAACUAUAAAUUGGAACCAAUAAAAUAACGCGAUUAUUUGAGUUUUACAAAAAAGAACACCAACAACAUUCACUUCCGAGUGAAUAUCAAGCAAAUUCACUUCCAAUCUAACAUUUGGUGUUCUAUGUUCCACUUCAUUUACACAUUUUUUUCAAAAAUAAAUUUCGAGUGAAUAUGCGUGUUCUGGAAAACGAAUUCACAAGAAAUUUGUCGGUUUGCAUUCACUUCAAUUCAAACUUGGGAAUUUGUUGCGCGAAUAUGGGAAAACAUAAGAAUGCAGAGCAGGAUGCAAUAAUUAUCCAAUUCAUGGAAGCCCAUAAAGACAUCGCCCGUGGCUUUGUAAAAGGCUAUAAAAUCAAAAGCGAUGCGCUUUGGAAGCAGUUUGCAGCGGAGCUUAACAAACAUGGCCCACCAGAAAAAGAUAUUUCUGGCUGGAAAAAGGUUUGGAUGGAUUGGAAGUCCUUUAUCAGGAAAAAAGUUGCCCACAAUAAUUCCGAAGCUAGAGCAACUGGGGGAGGGCCGUUUAACAAGCAUACGUUAACAGCAACAGAAGAUAAAAUUGCCCAGUUGUGUGGCAUAUAUACCGUUGUGGGCGGCAUCGAAAAAACGGCUGACUUUGGUGCUCCUCAAAAUUCUGAGGAGAUGACAGGCAAUUCAAGCGAGGAUGAAGACGCAGAAUUGCCAUGCACAAGCAGUGCCGCCCUCUCAACGCCAUCUCGCAGACGCCAGCUUGGGGGGUCUGACUGCCUUAGGGAAAAUGUUAAUGAGCAGACUGUGGCCAUGAAAACCCUUGUGCAUGGGCUAGAGGAAAAUGUUGACGCCACUAGGGAAAUUAGUGCGGGCCUUAAAAGCGUGUGUGUUGACGUGAAAGAAUUGACCAUCGCCGUUAAAGAAAGUACGGCCGAGAACAUGCGUCACCACCUACAACUGGAAAAGCUUAGACAAGAGGAGAAUGAGAUAAAAAUGAAGGAGUUUGAGCUGCAAGAGCUCAAAAUGUGCGCAAAGUACAAUCGCGGCAAGAACAAUUAA
Bactrocera dorsalis (oriental fruit fly) is the source of this 1857-nucleotide messenger RNA. RefSeq lists its product as uncharacterized. Gene Ontology annotation, cellular component: nucleus. The transcript has 3 exons. Bases 1003 to 1857 code for a protein of 284 amino acids. The record is from RefSeq and is a predicted model, not a curated record. Lineage: Eukaryota; Metazoa; Arthropoda; Insecta; Diptera; Tephritidae.